AUGACAGGAAACAUUCCGCAAUACAACUCAGAAAAUGUUUUAGAUGAUGAACUAGGCCAGUUCAUUUCUGUCGUGAAUGAUACGCUGCAUAAGCUUAGCAGGCUGGCAGCAUUCAAUGCUUCAUAUGGUAUGUAUACCACUGAAGCGGUGAACUUCACAGACACUAAAACAAUAUACGCUCUCGUGCAGUGCACUGCAGACUUGUCUCCAGAUGACUGUAACACAUGCCUUGAAAGAGGAAUAGCAAACUCUUCAACUUGCUGCUCUAAGUGUCGUGGAGCUAGACUUUUUAGUCGUAGUUGCUUCUUAAGGUAUGAGUUCUAUGCGUUUUAUCCGCAUGUGAGUAAAAAUUCAACAGAAAAUCAGAGGAUAUUUGCAAAAAGCAGCAGGUAUUGGAUGAUUGUUGGCCUUGCAAUUGGAUCAGCAAUUCUAGUUGUACCACUUGUGGGAUUUUGUGUCUACUGUCCUGUUACAAGGAAUCAAACUAAGACAAGUAAUGAUGCUAUGCAAGUUUCUGGCCAAGAAGUUCAAUUACAUGAAAUUGGGGACCCCAACAAGACAGAUGCACAUCAUCAGAAUUUGCAAGCAAGGGACAACUUGAAUUCUCGGAAUUUCCCAUUCAUUGAUUUGGUGACCCUAGGUGCAGCUACAGAUAACUUCUCGGCUUCAAAUAAGCUUGGACAAGGUGGUUUUGGUCCUGUUUACAAGGGUCAAUUACUUGAUGGGAGGAAAGUUGCAGUGAAGAGGCCCUCAAGUUGUUCAGAGCAAGGUUUAGAUGAAUUCACCAAUGAAGUUUUAUUAAAAUUUUGA
This is a messenger RNA of Camellia sinensis, 810 nucleotides long. Lineage: Eukaryota; Viridiplantae; Streptophyta; Magnoliopsida; Ericales; Theaceae. The record is from RefSeq and is a predicted model, not a curated record.